Messenger RNA from Eruca vesicaria subsp. sativa (arugula), 1317 nucleotides. The record is from the annotation of a GenBank genome assembly. NCBI's taxonomy places the organism in Eukaryota, Viridiplantae, Streptophyta, Magnoliopsida, Brassicales, Brassicaceae.
AUGUUAUAUUUUUCCGACAGCAAAAUCGGUGGUGAGAGUUCGAGAAAAGGAUAUGUAGUGAAUGAGGACAAACUCAGUGCAUUACCUGAUGAUUUACUUAUGCGGAUAUUAUCUCCACUUCGAACAGAAGAUGUGAUGUACACGAGUUUUUUGUCUAAACGUUGGAGAUAUCUUUGGAAGAUGGUACCAAACCUCAAGUUUGAUUCUUAUUACUCCUAUGCAUUUUCGGAGCAUGUGUACAGGUCUCUGGCUUUACAUAAAGCUCCCUUUCUCGAGCGUUUGCAUUUAAAAAUUAAACAUAAACGCGAUGCUGUCGAUGUUGGAAUAUGGCUUGGAGUUGCAUUUUCUCGUAACUUGCGUCAACUGGUCCUCAGCGUUUUUUUUAUGACGGACGACUUAAUCAGAUUCCCUGGUGUUUUGUGUAGCUGGAACAAUACACUUGAGUUCUUGAAACUCAAACAUUGCAUUCUUCUAAGCUUUCCUUCUAGGGUUUGCUUGAUGUCUCUUAGAAAACUGCACCUUCACUAUGUGAUGUUCAAAGACGAAGAAUCUGUUUGCAACCUUUUAUCUGGCUGCCCUAGACUUGAAGAUUUGGUCGUUUUUCGAGGAAGCUAUGUAGAUGUGAAAACUUUCACCAUUGAUGUGCCAUCAUUACAAAGACUAACCAUGGAAGAAGAUAACCCAGUGGAAAGAGAUGGUGGAGGUUAUGUGAUAAAUGCUCCUUCUUUGAAAUACUUAAACAUGUCAGGGUUCGUUGGCCGUGAGGUUCUACUGAUUGAGAAUUUACCAGAACUGGUAGAGGCAAAAAUCGUUGACAUCAAGUAUCCUACGACAGGUAGUAUCUUCUGUCAGCUGGUAUCACUGGAGAUAUGUACAUGUAAAAAAGAGUGGUGGAAUCUACUUGCACGCAUGCUGGAUAGUUCCCCUAAACUGCAAAUCCUCAAGCUGGUCCCUCCAUGUGAUUUAAGGGAUGAAGAUUGUCCUGUGAGUGGAGAUUGGAACCAGCCAAAAUGUGUACCAGAAUGUUUGUUGUUCCAUCUUGAAACAUUCGUGUGGAAAAGAUACAAAUGGCAACGAGAAGAUGAGAAAGAAGUGGCCACAUACAUUCUACAAAACGCAAGACAGUUGAAGAAAGCAACUUUGUCCACUAAACCCAUCAAAAGCUCGAGAAGUUGGGAAAGAGACGUGAGAUGCUCAACGAGUUGGCUGAUGUUGUCAGGGCUUCUUCAAAUUCAUGUCACCUCGUGUUCAACUUUGAGGGAUGAUCUCUUGAAAUUUUAUUAUGCUGUUUUGGCCAUUGGACAUGUGCAUUUCUAA